AUGGACACGCCCAGGGGUUGUGAGAAGGCUGCAGCUGGGGUUAACUUGCCUGAUCAGGGGCCAAAGCGCCUUUGCAGGCUGGUGCAGGAAGGACAGCUGCGCGUCCUGCGGGAGGAGCUACAGAGGAUGGGAGGUCCGGCUGUGAGGUGCCCAGGGCCGGCUGGAGACACCCUUCUGCACUGCGCUGCCCGCCACGGGCAUCAGGACAUCCUGGCUUAUCUAGCUGAGAUCUGGGAGCUGGACAUCGAGGCCACCAACAGAGACUACAAGCGACCUCUGCAUGAAGCUGCCUCCAUGGGCCACCGGGAUUGCGUGCAGUAUCUGCUGGGCAGGGGAGCAGCUGUGGACUGCCUGAAAAAGGCAGACUGGACUCCUCUAAUGAUGGCUUGCACAAGGAAGAAUCUUGAGGUGAUCCAAGACCUUGUGGAAUAUGGCGCCAAUCCACUUCUGAAGAACAAAGAUGGCUGGAACAGUUUUCACAUUGCCAGCCGAGAAGGUGACCCUUUGAUCCUCCAGUACUUGCUCUCUGUUUCCCCAGCUGCCUGGAAGACAGAAAGCAAAAUUAGAAGAACUCCUUUGCACACUGCAGCAAUGCAUGGAUGUUUAGAGGCAGUAAAGGUGCUACUUAACAGGUGCCAGUAUGAACCAGACUGCAGAGACAAGUGUGGCGUUACACCCUUUAUGGAUGCAAUUCAGUGUGGUCAUGUCAACAUAGCUAGGCUGCUCCUUGAAAAACAUAAGGCCUGCAUUUCAGUCGAGGAUAUGCUAGGGGCCCAGGCAGUGCACAGAGCAGCAGUCACUGGGCAGAAUGAAGCUAUCCAAUUCUUGGUCUCUGAUCUUGGCAUUGAUGUUGAUGUGAGAGCAACAUCAACCCACCUCACAGCACUUCACUAUGCAGCUAAGGAAGGACAUACAAGCACAGUUCAGACUCUCCUAUCUUUGGGUGCUGAUAUCAACUCUAAAGAUGAAAGAAAUCGAUCAGCCCUGCAUCUGGCCUGUGCAGGUCAACACUUGCCUUGCAUUGUGUUUCUCCUGCAGUCUGGACUGAAUGAUUCUCCAGACAUAACAGGCACCCUGGCUCGGCAGUUCACAAAGAGAGAAGACAUCCUUCAGUGCUUUGACCAAACAGUAAUGACAUAA
Molecule: messenger RNA, 1140 nt
Organism: Orycteropus afer afer
Lineage: Eukaryota; Metazoa; Chordata; Mammalia; Tubulidentata; Orycteropodidae
Gene: ANKRD16
Product: ankyrin repeat domain 16
Exons: 7
Coding region: 1-1140 (379 amino acids)
Molecular function (GO): protein binding
Source: RefSeq, a predicted model, not a curated record